UCUCUUCUUCUUCUCCUUCUCUUCCCCUUGCGACAGGUCUUGUACUUCUUCUUUCCCUUCCUUCUCCCUCGUCCCCUGUCUCUCCCUUUCUUCUUCCCCCUUCUCUUGCGUCUCGGGGACAUCUCGCGAUACCACCCCGUCCGCCUCCUCUUCCGCUCCGUCGCAAUCCAAUCCAUAGAGAAAAAGGACCAUGGACGAGAAGACAGAGAUGGCUCCGGCCUAUGACCACGGCCCGCACAAGGCCGUCGACGUCAAGAACGCUGCCUACGGAGAGGCCGCUGACCUCUACGGCGAUGCUGAGGCCGCCGAGCGCUACGGCUAUGUCGCCAGAGGGCUGAAAUCCCGACACAUCCAGUUCAUCGCUCUCGGUGGAACUAUCGGUACUGGUCUCUUCCUGGGUAUCGGACGAGCGCUCACCCAGGGCGGUCCGCUCUCGCUGCUGAUCGGCUACACCUUUGUCGGUCUCGCGAUCUUCGCCAUGAUGAUGUCUCUCGGUGAGAUGGCGACCUGGCUGCCGCUGCCCGGUGCCAUCCCCCAGUUCUGCGCCAGAUACGUCGACGCCUCUGUCGGUUUCGCCGUCGGAUGGAAUGUAAGUCUCUCUUGUUGCUCUCAUUGCUCUCAAUGGUAUAUAAUGGAGUCACUAAUAACGAGCAGCUGUGGUAUCAAUGCUCCAUCACGCUGUGUGUCGAGAUCUCAGCCGCCGCCGUCAUCAUCCAGUACUGGCCCGGCGCGCAGGACAUCAACGUCGCUGCGUGGAUCGGCCUGGUCAUCGCCAUCAUCGUCUUCCUCAACGUCUGGGCCGUCUCGGUCUACGGCGAGGCUGAGUUCAUCUUCGCCAGCAUCAAGAUCAUCACCAUCGUCGGCCUGCUGCUGCUCGCCCUGAUCAUCGACC
Messenger RNA from Trichophyton rubrum CBS 118892, 892 nucleotides. RefSeq lists its product as uncharacterized. Gene Ontology annotation, cellular component: membrane. The coding region runs from base 191 to 883 and encodes 230 amino acids. Gene Ontology annotation, biological process: amino acid transmembrane transport. The transcript has 3 exons. The record is from RefSeq and is a predicted model, not a curated record. Gene Ontology annotation, molecular function: amino acid transmembrane transporter activity. NCBI's taxonomy places the organism in Eukaryota, Fungi, Ascomycota, Eurotiomycetes, Onygenales, Arthrodermataceae.